AUGAACCCGCUCUUCGGCCCCAACCUCUUCCUCCUGCCGCAGGAGCAGCAGGGGCUGCCGGGUUCCGAGCUGCCGCCGCCGCCCUCCCCGCGGCCCGCCGAGCCCCUUGGGGGGGACCUGGGCGCCCCGCCGACCGCCGGCCCCUUCCCGGCGCCCCCCGCCGCCAUGGCCCUCCGCAACGACUUGGGCUCCAACAUCAGCGUCCUGAAGACGCUGAACCUGCGGUUCCGAUGCUUCCUGGCCAAGGUCCACGAGUUGGAGCGGCGCAACCGGCAGCUGGAGAAGCAGCUGCAGCAGGCGCUGGAGGAGGGGGGGAGCCGGGGCCGCGGACCCCCGCGCCGCGACCAGGCGGUGCAGACCGGCUUCGUUGGCCCCAUCCGCACCCUGGGUCUGGGGCUUGGCCUGGGGCUGGGUCCGACCCGGGCGCUGGGUUCCCCCGGCUGCCGCCCCGGCGCCCCCUCACAGCUGCCUCCUCCCUUCCCGACCGCUUCCCGCUUCAUGCCCGGCACCAUCUGGUCCUUCUCGCAAGCCCGGCGGCUGGGUCCAGGACCGGAGACUACCCUAGUGCAGGGACCGGGCGUCUCUUGGGUGCACCCAGACGGGGUGGGAGUGCAGAUCGACACCAUCACCCCGGAGAUCCGGGCCCUCUACAACGUGCUGGCCAAGGUGAAGAGGGAGCGCGACGAAUACAAGCGCAGAUGGGAAGAGGAGUAUACAGUACGUCUGCCCUAUGUUGAUGCUGAUUUGCACAUCUCCCUCUGCCCGGAGCAGGAAGCCCAGGAAGCUGAAGCCUGCCAGGAGGAGCUGGCCAUGAAGGUGGAGCAGCUCAAGGCAGAGCUUGUUGUCUUCAAGGGACUGAUGAGCAAUAACAUCACAGAGCUGGACACCAAGAUCCAGGAGAAGGCCAUGAAGGUGGACAUGGACAUCUGCCGGCGCAUUGACAUCACUGCCAAGCUGUGUGACGUGGCACAGCAGCGGAACUGUGAGGACAUGAUUAAGAUGUUUCAGGUCCCAGCCUCGGUGGGGCGGAAGCGGGAGCGCAAGCAGGUCAGUGAUGAAGACACCUCCCUGUCAGAGAGCGAUGCCUCCCGAAAACCUGAAGAGGAGGAGGAGGACGAGACCACGGCCAUGAGUAUCAACGAGGAAAUGCAGAGGAUGCUGAACCAGCUGAGGGAAUAUGACUUUGAGGAUGACUGUGACAGCCUCACGUGGGAGGAGACAGAAGAAACACUGCUCCUCUGGGAGGACUUCUCUGGAUACGCCAUUGCAGCCGCAGAGGUGCAGGGGGAGCAGGAUGACAGCCUGGAAAAGGUGAUCAAGGACACAGAGUCGCUUUUCAAGAGCCGUGAAAAGGAGUACCAGGAAACCAUUGACCAAAUAGAGCUGGAGCUGGCCACAGCCAAAAAUGACAUGAACCGGCACCUGCACGAGUACAUGGAAAUGUGCAGCAUGAAGCGAGGCUUGGAUGUGCAGAUGGAGACUUGCCGGAGGCUCAUCACCCAGUCUGGGGACAGAAAGUCUCCUGCCUUCACCCCGACCUCCAACAGCGAGUCAGCCCCGAACGAGGAGAGCGAGGAGUCAGACCGCGACCCCCCCAGUGAUGCUUCCAUCAGAUAAUGAGGGGAGGCCCCACUCCCUCAGACCCCCUUCCUGGCAUGGGGGUGCCUGAGCUGCACCUGGGAGAGACUGUCAGGGAUGUGGAGCCAACGGUAAACAUCUAUUGCCCAGGCUCGCUCCCGUUUUGGGGUGCUUGGCAGAUCCCACAGCCCCCACCACCGAUAUCACGCCAAUGGGAAUAGCUAGAUAGACCUGAGGGCCCUCACUGGGGCCGCUCAGCUUCCAGCCCCUUCUCUAUUCCCUUUCCCUGCUUUGGUUAAACUGUGGUUCGGGCAGGGAGGCACCAAACCUGCCAUGGUGGCGUUCUCCAGGACCUGUCCCCAGGGCCCCCCAGACCCACCUCCUCCGUCCUCUGUCCUGGUACGCUUGACCUGCCCCCUGUCCUCCCUGCACCAUGUGGAGCCAAACAAGAGCUGUACCUCCCUGCAAACUGGACCUGACACUGGUGCCAACUGGACCGAGCCUGGGGCUCUCUCUGUCCUUGCUGCUGGUUGGGUGCUUGGCUGGUCCCUGUGCCACGCCGGGCACCCCAAGACCCCUCCUCUGGGUUGGGGACUGAGUCCCGCUCACUGUGCACUUUGCUUUACCGUGUGCCGGCGGUGCGCUGGCGUCUGUGUUACGGGGGCAAGGGGUCAUUAAAUGGGACAAUUUCCUUUUCUA
Messenger RNA from Calypte anna (Anna's hummingbird), 2277 nucleotides. RefSeq names its product intermediate filament family orphan 1 (gene IFFO1). The record is from RefSeq and is a predicted model, not a curated record. Lineage: Eukaryota; Metazoa; Chordata; Aves; Apodiformes; Trochilidae.